This is a messenger RNA of Pseudomassariella vexata, 1417 nucleotides long. RefSeq lists its product as uncharacterized. The transcript has 2 exons. The record is from RefSeq and is a predicted model, not a curated record. The coding region runs from base 219 to 1013 and encodes 264 amino acids. NCBI's taxonomy places the organism in Eukaryota, Fungi, Ascomycota, Sordariomycetes, Amphisphaeriales, Pseudomassariaceae.
CCAGUACUGAGUGUAACUGACAGACAUGAGAGUCAGAAUCGAUAGCAUCAACUUGAUUAUUUUCAGUCUAUGACUUGCUCGAUAGCAAGGAUGUAACCGUACAGAAAUGCCAGGAUCUCUCUCUAUUCGUAUAAGUCCUUCUCUGGCUUGUUUAGCGCAAUGUAAGCACGAAGCUACUAGCUUUGCGCUCUAAACCCUUGGGGUUAAGUAGUUAAUCCAUGCUCAUGUUGCAACGGAUUCCGCGCAUCUUUGCGACUCUGCGUCAGCUCCGCCAACCCGCUUUGGUCGACAGCCCGCGACUUAUUAUAUGUCGAUCGACUCUGCUCGCGAUGUCUGGGUUCCCAACUCAAUUUUGUCAGCAAUUCAAAUCCGCCAUGUCUUCGUGUGCAGCAGCAGAAACCGCCGACACUGGCGGGCAGCAGGGUCAAGCAUCAGAUUUGGACACAGCAGCGCCGGCGACGACAGAAAUCAAGACGGAAAAAGCAACGUCAGUCGAACCCAAGUUUCUGCCACUGUCGGCGGCCGAUUUCAGGGCAUAUAACCGUAUGGCCGAGCACAUGGACAUGUACCAUAACCACUUCCGGUCGCAGUGGAACCUCCUUUGGAACGCCUGCACCUCCCACAAGCGGCCCUCCAACAUGUCCCUCAAAUCCUUCAUCGAUGAAGGGCUGCAGUUUAUCCACCACCUCACCUUGCAUCACGAUAUUGAGGAAACGUAUAUCUUCCCUGUGCUCGCCAAGAAGAUGCCUGAGUUCAAGAGCGGCAAGGGGAACGGCGCCGCCGAGCUGCUGAGGCAACAUAAGGAAAUACACAAGGGCCUCGAUAUGCUGGGCACUUAUCUGCGGGCCUGCAAGACGGGCGAGACCGAGUUCGCAUUGGCCGUCUUGAAGACCAAGUUGGACAGCUGGGGCAAAGUGCUGUGGACACACUUGGACCAGGAGGUUAAGUCAUUGGGCGCCGAGAAUAUGAGGAAAUACUGGACGAAAGAGGAAAUCCGGGCAAUGCCUAUGUGAUUUCGGACUUCAGACAAUGGUAUACUGCCCGGCGUCAUUGUGCUACCAGGAAGGAUUGGGUAAGGCAAGCAUUGACGCAUUUGAUUUGGGGUGACCUGGGCUGUUAUGGUAGAAACAUGACAUAUCAACGGUGGAAUAUGGCCAAAAUCUCGUUGAUCAGUUUGAUCAUGUUCAGUAGUGUGUGUGCCGUGCAUGUCAUCUUGUACUGCCCCUAACCUUGGCAUGGUUUCUUUUAUCACCUGCAAUUGAAUGGUCCAGGAGGCCUUGUCCAAAACCUCCUGUAACAAACUAUCAUUUGUACCAAAUGACUAGUCCUAAAACACUACCGUAGCCUUUUCAUCUCGCCAUGUUUGCCUUUGAAUCGCUUAAAAACAUUAACAUGCAUCCAGCUAGUUUGCUGCAGC